AGGAACCGGUUGCUUGGACCGCCUCAUCUGUUGGUACCUAACGCGUCCGCCAUUCUGUCUCUCCGGGUGACAAAAGUGAUAGUGAUUAAGAAUCUCAUAGGUAUAGGCACAUGUCGUGGCGCUUAGAAAUUUGUUGCCUUAUGUUUUUAUCUCUAAAAUCGAAACAAAAGUUUGGAGAAAGUCUAGCCGCACAGCUUUUGAUGGUCGAUCUGUACGAUUCGUUUCACCUGAGGGGAAAAGUGCAUUCUUGAAAGUCGAUCUUAUGAGUGAAUGAAACAGGUUCCAGCUGUUGAAAGGUCAUUGAUGGGCGGUUCGGGAACACAAAUCAAAGGUGUAGGUGGAAAAGCUGGAAUCAGACAAUGGUGAACUGAAAGCCGAAACCGGAAAAGAUUACGUAUUCCUCAUUCCAAACUUGUCUCCACUAGCAAGUAGUUCUGAAAGACCCACCAAUUUUUGUUGUUGUCUUUGAGUGUAUCGUCGUGGGGAGAAUAUAAAUAACUAUUCGACGUUUGAUACUUUUGCUGCUGCGGCAUUCGUUUGGAAGCGCAUUCCCCACUAAUUCGGACGGGAGAGAUUUUAAUGACCGUUUGGAACCGUUUUAGAAGCCAAGCAUGAACCAACAAUUUAUCGGCUGAAUUGGCCUCAGAAGCAAACGACAAAUCAAUCUAGUUGAAAUUCGCACAGCUGACGUCAUUCAUGAGGAACGAGAAGUAUUCUCAUGAAACCAAAAGUAAAUCUGAGAGAUAUCAAAUAAAGCGAAGGUAAACAACACAGGAGGAAAUCUGUUUUCGUCAACGGAGAGCCCGAAAAGCACCUGUUACAGUGCUAUACGUAAACAAAAACAUCGUGCUUUUUACCGUUACUUAACUGAGCUGAGGGCUCUGGAUGCUUCAAUUGACUUCUAUUAAUAGGUCAGUGUGUGAUACCCUAGCGUAGUCGUCAUGAGUUCGGAAGAAACGGUAGAAGUCAUCAUUCCACUGGUCAAAUCCAUCACCAGCCUUACGUUCCAACAAAUCUCCUAUAAGGUGGAGCAAAAAGAUGGCACCAAGCAUCUGCUUAAAAAUAUCUCCGGUACUUUUCUUUCCGGAAGGCUCAGUGCCAUAAUGGGUCCUUCCGGUGCAGGGAAGUCAUCCCUGCUGAACGUCAUCAGCGGCUUCAGAACGAAAGGCGUCAAGGGUAGAAUACUGAUCAACAAUGAGCCGAUCGAUCGGGUAAAGUACCGGCAGCUUAUAGCUUAUACCGCUCAAGAUGUCCCGUUACUUCAGAACAUUACGGUUCACGAAACCCUCCAUUAUGCGGCAGAUCUAAAGCUUCCAGUUAGCGUAACCCAAAUCCAUAAAACCAAAAUCGUCAACGAUAUAAUUACGUUACUCGGUUUGGAAAAAUGUGUUCACAAUCAAGUGAAAGUUCUUUCCGGAGGAGAACGCAAACGACUUUCCAUUGGCUUAGAACUGGUAUCCAAUCCUAAAAUCAUGUUCUUCGAUGAACCGACUAGCGGGCUGGACAGUGAGUCUUCUUUCCAAGUGAUAUCCUACAUGAAGGAUUUGGCGAAACAGGGUCGGUGUGUGAUCAGUGUAAUUCAUCAGCCUAGUUCCGAUCUUCUGGAGCUGUUUGACGAUAUCUACGUAGUGGCUGAUGGACGGUGUAUGUACAAGGGAUCUUUGGAGCGACUGAUACCAACGUUGGAGACGGCGGGGUUCGUGUGCCCCCAGUAUUACAAUCGAGCUGAUUUCGCUCUGAAAGUGGCGUCAACAAUAAAAACAGAUCCUGAUAAACUGGAGACUCUCAUGCACUGUAUGCUGGAACCGUCCCUACUUGAGGAAAAGAAUGGCAUCCAUGACGAACGACAGUCGGUAAACGAGAAAAAACUGCUCGAAACGGGCUACCUUCAUGAUGAUACCACCGUUGAUAUGGAAAAACCAAAUCGCAGUCCCCAGUACCCGAUUUCUGCGUUGCGCCAAUUCUCGGUUCUAACCCGCCGCACCGCACUGGGAACGAUUCGAAAUCUGGCCCUGACGCUGUUACGAUUCAUUGGGCACAUUCUGUUCGGGCUGAUCAUCGGAGCCGUUUUCUACAACGUGGGUGACAAUGGCGCCAAGGUGCUUUCGAACGUGAGCUGUCUGGUGAUGGUGCUCAUGUUUAUCAUGUUCUCCAAUUCUAUGACCGUGGUGCUGACGUUUCCCAUGGAGAUGGCCGUCUUUGUUCGGGAGCACAAAAGCAACUGCUACACUGUCGGUGCCUACUAUUGGUCUAAAAUUGUAGCUGACUUCCCACUGAUGCUAGCUGGAGUGACUUGUUUCAUGCUGAUCGCCUACUAUCUGACUGGGCAGCCGAACGAAACUACUCGAAUCGUGCAGUUUUGGGCGAUAUGCGCACUGAUGGGGUGGACGGCCCAGAUGUACGGAAUGGUUGCCGGAAGUAUUUUUCCUGUCGAUGUUAGUCCGUUCGUUGUACCGAGCUCAUUAAUUCCGAUGAUUUUGUUCUCCGGAUUCUUCAUCCGAUACAGUGAACUGCUGGAUGUGUUCAAGCCGUUGACAUAUGUUUCCCACUUCCGGUACGGAUUUGAAGGACUAGCUCUGACCAGUUAUGGGUUCAAUCGGACAGAGAUUGGUUGCGAAGAUAUGUUUUGCUACUAUCGGAAGCCCAAAAAGGUGAUGGAAAUGUUGGAGAUCGAUCAAGGCAACUAUUGGAUAGACUUGGCUGGUCUUGGAGUCUGGAUUGUUGUGUUGCACAUUUUGUUAUACAUAAGUUUACGGUUGAGAUUAAGAUGGAACCAGUAGAUCAGUUCAAUAGGACUCGAAGAAAGGAAGAUCUGAAAAAAUAACACUAAGUCAGUAUGUUUAUUUUAGUUUACAAACAGAAGUUGAACAAUCAUUUCGGUGCAAGGAACUUUGUUUCAGAGUAAUGUAUAUUUAAGGUGAUUUUUCGGCUUUCAGUCUAUUCAAAUAGCAAAAACGACUAUUUAUUUAACGUUCCAACGUUUCAAUCCAUAUAGGAUCGUCAUCAGGGACUGUAGGGGAGAGUGGGGAUACUUGAUCCCUUUUUCUUAUUUUCACCAUAUCUUUUUGGGAAAAUUUGGCAACUCGCCGUCUUUGACAUUUUCUGACAGCUUGUAACUUCAAGUUUCUAUGCUCCAAAAAUUAGAACGAUACUUGAACCCGUUGAAGAACUAGAAGCAUUUUUGUGGGAGUAAAAAAAAAUGCGAUUUUUCUGAAGUUAGGGGAGACUUGAUCCCCUAUUGAAGGAGACUUGAUCUUUUAUUCAGGAAGCCCUAAUCCUUGUAUUAAAAUCAAACAAAACCCCAAGAUAGAAUGUUAAUUGACUAUUUCGGUCAUGUUUGUUCUCAUUUCACAAUUUAUAGCAGACAUAAGAAGAAAAUUCUAUAACUUUGUCUCAACGCUAACAACAUUGCAUACGUAAAGGCGCUAUUUUUUAUAAUUUAGAAAAAAUUAAUUAUUUUUGCUCUUUUCUUCAGAAAAUUGUUUGAUAAAUAUCAGUUUUUGGAUAAAUAUUAGUAAUUUCGUAAUCAGCAAUCAUAACGAUCAAUUCAGAAGAAGAAUAUGCCGUUUGGAAAGGGGAUCAAUUGUACCCAAUUCUAGGGGAUCAAUUGUACCCCAAAUCAACAUUUUAGAAAACUUUUCCUGAAAAAAGUUGAGAGUUUUCCAUUGCUUUGAAAAUAUGGCAUUAUGAAGUUCAUUUUACACUCGAACGGUUGAUACAUUGGAACAAAUAUUUUUUUCAUGAUUUUCCCAUGUAAGAAACAUUUUAAAGUGAUGAAAAAAGAUCUUCAAGUUACAUUUUGUGAAAUUUUUCAAACAAAGUUCAAUUUCUCAUACAAUUAUUUUGUUUAAAUUUUUCAAACUACAAGCAUUGUUAUUUUGCUCAUUUUGGCACAUUUUUCUAGAACAUUUGAUCUUUGUAAGACAUUCCAGUUUCGAGAUAUAGCUAAGGAAUCAAGUAUCCCUAGGGAUCAAGUAUCCUCAUUCUCCCCUAAUGUUUAUUGUGUGUUAACAAAAUAUCAAAAAAUCUUCACGAAAUUAACUGAUUCUUACCUAAAAUGUGUCGUAUUUCUUGUCAGGUUUGAUUCGGCUGAUCGGGUAAAGCUGUCAUUUGUGUUGUGAAAAAAUCCGUACUUCCUCCUUUUUUCUGUAUUAAAUUUCCGCAGCAUCGAUUUUCCACAGUCACUACUUUUCACUUUUUGUUUUGCUUUGAUCUGUUAUUACUAGUCCGUGCUAUUGUUUUCUGAAUGUUGUUGGAUUUGUGUUUCUGUGUUGGUAGUUUUAUGUUUUUGGUUUAUUUUUCGUAUGUGUUGGAUGGUUUUAAAAAUGUUUGCGUAUGAUGUAUGUAUGUUUUCGGUGUCUUUUUUUAGGUUUAUUGCAUGUUUUGUUGUUUUAAUGUGGCAACUCUCCAGUAUUAACAAUUUGUUUUCGUUGUCACAUCUGUCGAUGAUAUCCGCUUUAUCGAUGUCGAACAGAUGAUCCAUAGCUAUUUCAUGUUCCAGUAAGGCUGUUUGUUGGCGAAGUUGUUGAAUUGCAUAAUCCUGUUUCGUGUAUCCGAUGUUCCAUAAUCGCUUGAGUUCAUUUGUUUGGGUCCUGUGCUGUGAAAUCCGUUGUUUUAGUUUCCUCGUAGUGCAUCCAAUGUAGCAUGCUUCGCAGUUUUCCGUUUCUUGUGUUUCCUCCUCUUUCCAAUGUCCUUUGCAAUUUAUCCUGUAAAUUACAUUUGUUUGUUCGUCCCGUGGUGUUUUGUCUUUUAUUAUCGGGAAAAGGCAUCCAAUAGUCUUUGCUUGUUUACUUGCUGUUCGUAUAUCUGCGUAUUCCGAACGCAAUGUUUUUGUUAUGUUUGCGCUUAGACCAUCAAUAUUUGUGAGCGAGCGUGAAAUUUUAUUUUCUUCUGCUACCAUAGCUGUUUGGAUGUCACUUUUUUCGUUGAGACGAUUGAUAAUCCCAUUGAUUAAACCGAUUGGGUAAUCAUUCAGUCUCAAGUUGGUGCGAAUAAUUUCGUGGAUUUCAUUGUUGUUUGCUCGGGAUGAAAACAAUGAAACACGUUUUGCAAAGGCGGUUGCGACGUUUAACUUUUGAUGGAGUGGAUGGAAAGAGUAGAAAUUCAAAAAGCGGCCAGACGCGAUCGGUUUCAUGUACCAAUCGGUGGUGAUUUUUCCUUCUUCAUUUCGGUGCAACAUCAUGUCUAAAAAUGGCAAACUUCUGUCUUUUUCAACCUCAACGGUGAAUUGUAUGUUUCUACGUUGUGAGUUGAAAACGCUUUGGACAUAUUCCACAGAGUCUUCGGGAAGAAUCAGGAAUAAAUCGUCCACAUUAUAAAGAUUUUUAUAAAAAAAAUUUCUUUAAUUCAUGCCGAACGAAAUCAUCAAAAAAUUAUGAACAUGGUGUGUCGAUUUAAAUCUUUUUCGCAUUUUAAAAACCCUGUAGUCAAGAAAAUUUCUUUGAUGGUCAAAACGAGCGAAAGAAUGAACAAAAACUGACAAAAAUCUAUGACAAAAAUGACAAAAAUGACAAAAAUGACAAAAAUGACAAAAAUGACAAAAAUGACAAAAAUGACAAAAAUGACAAAAAUGACAAAAAUGACAAAAAUGACAAAAAUGACAAAAAUGACAAA
Uranotaenia lowii is the source of this 5613-nucleotide messenger RNA. RefSeq names its product ATP-binding cassette sub-family G member 4-like. Gene Ontology annotation, cellular component: plasma membrane. The record is from RefSeq and is a predicted model, not a curated record. The transcript is spliced from 5 exons. NCBI's taxonomy places the organism in Eukaryota, Metazoa, Arthropoda, Insecta, Diptera, Culicidae. Gene Ontology annotation, molecular function: ATP binding; ABC-type transporter activity; ATP hydrolysis activity. Bases 942 to 2780 code for a protein of 612 amino acids.